CCGGUACGCACAAGUGCACAUCCACUCUGAGAAGAAGAAACCCAAACGAUCCAGAGAGGACUCCCAGUCCAGUCUCCGUCCAUGGGUGCGGGAAAGGGAGGAGACGGCGAGGAGGCCGCGCAGCCCGUCGUGCUGAAGCUGGACCUGCAUUGCGCCGGCUGCGCGCACAAGGUCAAGAAGGCCAUCAGGCGCGUGCCUGGUGUCGGGUCGAUCGUGACGGACGUCGCGGCGAACAGGGUCGUCGUGGCGGGCACGGCCGACGCGGGCGCGCUCAAGGCGCGGCUCGAGGCCAAGACCAACAAGCCCGUGGAGGUCGUCUCUGCCGGCGGCGUCCCCCCAAAGCCCCCCGCCGCUGAGCCCCAACAGGACGCUGGCGCCGGCGAGAAGAAGGGGGACAAGGGCGCGAACCCCAAGGAGGAGGCUAAGGAGCAACAGGCGGCGGAGGAGGAGAAGAAGAAACCCAAGGAGGAGACGGUGCUGCUCAAGAUCCGCCUCCACUGCGACGGCUGCGGCGACCGCAUCAGGCGACGCAUCUACAAGUUCAAAGGCGUGAAGGACGUGGUGCUGGAGGGCAAUGCCAAGGACGAGGUGAAGGUCACGGGCACCAUGGACGUCCCGGACAUGCUCUCGUACCUCAAGGAGAAGCUCAACCGCGACGUGGAGGCCGUGGCGCCCGCCAAGAAAGACGGCGAUGGCAAGGACGAGGACAAGAAGGACGGCGGCGGCGGCAGCGGCGGCGGCGAAGACAAGAACAAGGGCGCGGGCGCGGCGGGCGGCGACGACAAGAAAGACAAGGGCAAAGGGGCCGACGACGUGCCGGUGGCCCCGUCCACGGCGGCCGCCGCGGCGUUGAUGGCCGCGCCGGCGGGGGCGAGCACGUACCGCGUGGCGCCGCCGUACCCGUACGGGUACGUGGCGGCGUACCAGCAGCAGCCCCCGCCCCCCGCCAGCUACUACCCGUACCCGUCGUACUACGGCAAUGGCGACGGCGUGGGCCUCGCCAACCCCGCCCACCACUACCCGCAGCCGCAGCUGGCGUACCCGCCGUACCCGUACCGCUUCGACGUGGCGCCGCCGCCGCCGCCGCCGCAGCUCUUCAGCGACGAGAACCCCAACGCCUGCUCCGUGAUGUGACGUGACGGGAACCGCCGCCGGCCGUGGGCACGCACGGUGUCCCUUGGUUGCGUCAGCGAGCUCACCCGAUCCGUCGUCGGCUUUAACCUUUAGCCGGCCGGCCGACCGGCCGGGAAGAAAAGAAAUCGACAUGUACAUAUCGUCGACGGUAGAGCUCUAGGGUUAUUUCUCUGACGCAAUUCUGCCUGCUUCAUCCGUUGAAUUGAAUCCUUUCGUUCCCA
Zea mays is the source of this 1355-nucleotide messenger RNA. RefSeq lists its product as uncharacterized. Gene Ontology annotation, molecular function: metal ion binding. The transcript has 4 exons. The record is from RefSeq and is marked validated. Bases 82 to 1134 code for a protein of 350 amino acids. Lineage: Eukaryota; Viridiplantae; Streptophyta; Magnoliopsida; Poales; Poaceae.